AAACAAGACACUUGAGAAAAAACAAAAAACAGUGGGCCGAAUUGAUAGGACCCUGAGCCACAGAUUUACAGAUACGGCACCGCUGGAUCUGCGCUGCGCUUCUCUCUCUCUCUCAACGUGAUAACCGGGGGCCUUCUCUCUUCCUCAGCGUGUAAGAGUCAAACAAACUCUCUCCCUCCGUGUCGGUGCAUUUUGAGCACAAUCUCGACCACAAUUCUCGAUUAUUUCAAGCCACAUCACAUCUCUUAUUUAUUUACCUUCCUCUUCCCAUCAUCCUCUUCAUCAGCAUUUGCUACUCUCAAAGUUUUGGUUUGUAUGCCUCAGAUCUGAUCUCGUCUUGUGCUGUUAAAAAGAAAAAAAAAUUAAGGAAAAGAAUGUGGUCAUUGUGGUGAGUCUGUGUUAUUGUUAUUUCCUUCUCUGGUUCGAAUUGGGAGGCAUAUGUCGUUUUCUCGGCGGCGAAACGCGGCAUUGUUGCAGGCUUGGUUGUCGGUUGUCGGUCGUUGAUUGUUGAUUGUUUCUGACUCGGUGGUUUUCAGGCCUAAAUUUCACUCUUUGGAGUCUCAAGGCCUGAAGUUUUCUUUCUGAAAGAAGAGAUGAGUUUGGUCAGUAAUGGAAAGGGUAACCUGGAUUGUAAUGGUACAGUCAAACCCUUUAAGAUCUUUGUGGGUUAUGAUCCACGCGAAGAUCUAGCCUAUGAAGUCUGUUGCCAUUCACUUCUGAAACGAUCUUCAAUCCCCAUCGAGAUCACACCGAUAAAACAAUCUGAUCUGAGGAAGAGUGGGUUGUAUUGGCGCGAGAGAGGCCAAACUGAGAGCACUGAGUUCUCAUUUUCGCGCUUCUUGACACCAUACCUGGCGAACUAUGAGGGUUGGGCAAUGUUUGUAGAUUGUGAUUUCCUAUACUUGGGUGACAUUAAGGAGUUGCGGGAUUUGGUUGAUGAUAACUACGCGAUGAUGUGCGUUCAGCAUGAUUACACCCCCAAGGAGAAGACGAAAAUGGAUGGGGUCGUGCAGACAGUUUACCCUAGGAAGAACUGGUCUUCAAUGGUGUUGUAUAACUGUGGGCACCCAAAGAACAGGGUGUUGACCCCAGAUGUAGUGAAUUCUCAGACUGGUGCCUUCCUCCACAGGUUUCAGUGGCUCGAGGAUCAUGAAAUUGGGUCAAUUCCAUUUGUAUGGAACUUCCUCGUCGGGCAUAAUAAGGCCGAGGAGAAUGAUCCAUCAACAUUCCCUAAAGCCAUACAUUACACACUUGGGGGGCCAUGGUUUGAGGCUUGGAAGGACUGUGAGUUUGGGGACCUGUGGUUGAAUGAAAUGGAGGAGUACAAGAAGGAAGCAAACAAGAAAACCGAAAACUAAACCCAUGAUUUUGAUUAGAAAUUAUUCAGGUAUAUAGUAGCUAUAAUCAUAUGCUUUCAGAUUUGUUAUUUGUUUAGUAGAUAUGAUAUUGAUUUUAUGAAGUGUUGGGUAUUGUUGUUUCAAUAGUUAUUAACAGGGCAUUGCAGGCAUAUAUGUAUAUGCACAUGUAUGAUCUUGCCUUAUAUCUCUAAUGUUUCAGCAUUUGUUUCUUUCUUUAACAGCUUAAUUUCAAUAUUUGGGGUGUAAUAACUCUUGCUUUGUUAUAAAUUAUGAAAAAGUUAUUAUAUUAUCAGUA
Molecule: messenger RNA, 1653 nt
Organism: Vitis vinifera (wine grape)
Lineage: Eukaryota; Viridiplantae; Streptophyta; Magnoliopsida; Vitales; Vitaceae
Product: protein CDI
Exons: 3
Coding region: 594-1358 (254 amino acids)
Source: RefSeq, a predicted model, not a curated record